Messenger RNA from Lathyrus oleraceus (garden pea), 1200 nucleotides. RefSeq lists its product as uncharacterized. NCBI's taxonomy places the organism in Eukaryota, Viridiplantae, Streptophyta, Magnoliopsida, Fabales, Fabaceae. The transcript has a single exon. The coding region runs from base 106 to 954 and encodes 282 amino acids. The record is from RefSeq and is a predicted model, not a curated record.
UCUUCGUAUGCAUUACUAUUAGCCAUUUUGAUUCCUUCUUUUACUUCACUUUGCCCUUACCAUACCAAAAAAGUGAUACAAACAAAAACUGUGACAAAAAAAAGCAUGGACGGAAGAGGAGGUUGUUGCAUAGUCAGAAAUGCAACGGGUGCAUACGAUAUGUCAACCAUGGAAAGAAUAAUGCUUAGGUUUCGCCCUAUCGCUCCAAAACCUUCAGUCGCCAGAACCACCGCUUCUGAAGGCUCUUCAUCGGAGAGCGGUGAUGCUUUUCACAAAACCGCUAGAGCAAGGAGAAAGUACGUUAAACAAAACAGUACAACUGAGAAACGAAGGAUCCGCCGGAAGAAAACCGUUUCCUCAACGGAAAACAAUCAUCCGGUACCGGUGACUCUUCCUUUACUCCCGGAAACUCCCGAUCCGAAGGAAUCUCCGGUGAGAGAUCUAACCCUAACGGCAGAAAAUAAAAACAUGCCACUGUGUCAGUGGCUGAGUUUCGAGAAUCAUAGCAAGAUAGUUGAAGAGAAGCCUUAUGUUUGGUACGGUGCGAUGGAUCCGGUUACAAAGAGCUAUUAUUCGAGCGUGACGGUUGAGUGCGUGAUGGACGCGUGGGUGGAGGGAGAGGGGUUAGGGAGUACGGAUGAAGAAAGGAGAAUGAAUAUGAGUGUGGACACGUGUCCAGGGUUUAUAUCGGACGGUUACGGGAGAGUGACGUGGACAAACGGUGCGUACAGGGAGAUGAUGGGUGAGGGAGGUGUAGCGUUGUUGAUGAAAGUGAGUGGCGUGGUUAUGUAUCCGUCGUUCACGUGUAGGGUUAGAGUGGUGCAGUUUGAAUGUGGGAACGGAAGGGAGAAAAACUCUCUGACGCUACCUUGUGAUGUGUGGAGAAUGGAUUUUGGUGGGUUUGCAUGGAGAUUAGAUGUUAAAGCUGCUCUUAGCUUGAGAUUGGGUUGCUAAAUCACUACUUUUGAAGUUUAAUUUCUGGUUUCAUCUUUUUUAUUUUCCGACAACAAGUCAAGGCCACUACUGUUCAAUCUAGUUUGGUGUAUUUAGUAACGGUAGCUGUAUUUGAGUUGAACCAUAAAUGUACAAAACUAGCUUGCUUGACUGUAAAUUAGAGUUGUCUGUCUGAGGUUGUUGUCUUGUGUUCCUUUGAGCUUGGAACACCGGUUAGCCAAUGAAUGUGUACACAUACUACUAUUA